This is a messenger RNA of Bipolaris zeicola 26-R-13, 1407 nucleotides long. RefSeq lists its product as uncharacterized. Gene Ontology annotation, cellular component: vacuolar membrane. Lineage: Eukaryota; Fungi; Ascomycota; Dothideomycetes; Pleosporales; Pleosporaceae. The transcript has 5 exons. Gene Ontology annotation, biological process: amino acid transmembrane transport. The record is from RefSeq and is a predicted model, not a curated record. Bases 1 to 1407 code for a protein of 468 amino acids. Gene Ontology annotation, molecular function: amino acid transmembrane transporter activity.
AUGGGCCUCUUCAACGACAAGAAGGUCGACGACACCGAGUACGGUAGCCAGCUCAAGGCCGAGGAAACAAACCCCCAAGGUCAGACCGAUGCCGUCUUUGGCGAAAUCGUCGAGGGAGGACCCAACUACCGCAGCGUCAGCUGGUGGGGGUCGUCUAUCAUCAUGAUGAAGACACAAAUUGGUCUCGGUGUGCUGUCCAUCCCCGCCGCUUUCGAUGCCCUGGGCCUCAUUCCGGGUGUCAUCUCACUGAUUGCCAUUGGCUUGAUCACCCUGUGGUCUGGCUACAUGGUCGGCACAUUCAAGAUGCGUCACCCCGAGACGUACGGCAUCGAGGAUGUGGGGCAGAAGUUGUUUGGGCGCGCAGGCCGAGAGGUGCUCGGUCUGGCUUUCGCUUUAUUGUGGACGUGCGUUGCUGGCUCCGGUAUGCUGGGCAUCUCCAUCGGAUUGAACUCACUAUCUGAUCAUGGCACCUGCACUGCUGUCUUCGUCGCUGUGGCUUGCUUCGUCGGCUUUGCACUUGCUUCAAUCAAGACCUUGGGAAAGCUCUCUUGGAUUGCAUGGGUUGGUCUUGCUGGUAUCAUGUCAGCUAUCAUCACCCUCACCGUUGCAGUCAGCCUCCAGGAUCGCCCCUCUGCGGCACCUCAAUUCGGCCCCUGGCAGUCUGAUUUCGAGCUCUUCAAAUCCCCCACCUUUGCCGAGGCUGCGGCUGCCCUAUCCAGCAUCGUCUUCGCCUUCUGUGGCAUUCCCGCCUACUUCAACGUCGUGUCCGAGAUGAAGGACCACAAGGACUACUUCAAGGCCCUGUCGCUUUGUCAGUUCGUCAUGACCUCCAUCUACAUCGCCAUCGGUGUUGUUGUGUACUACUACUGCGGAUCGUACGUCGCGUCGCCUGCGCUGGGAUCCGCUGGUGUCUUGAUGAAGAAGGUCUGCUACGGGCUCGCGCUUCCGGGUCUGCUUGCCUCCGUCGUCCUUGUUACUCACCUCGUCGCCAAGUACUUCUUCAUCCGCACCUUGCGUGGAACAGAGCACCUCAGCCGCCCCACCGCUAAGCACUGGAUCACCUGGUUCAGCUACACCGCCGCCGUCUCCCUGACUGCCUACAUCAUUGCAUCCGCAAUUCCAGUCUUUGGUGGUCUUGUCUCACUCGUCGGCGCACUUCUUGGCACCCUCAUGAGCUUCCAGCCCAUGGGCUGCAUGUGGCUGUACGACAAUUGGAAUCGAUCUAACCGCGACUGGAAGUGGAAGGGUAUGGUCGCAUGGUCCAUCUUCGUCAUUGUUUCUGGCACAUUUCUCCUUAUUGGUGGCACCUAUGGUUCGCUUGUCGGCAUCAUCGACUCGUACAACAAGAACGGCGGUACCAAGCCUUGGUCGUGCGCGGAUAACUCCAACUCGAGCGGCGGUCACUAA